AUGGAUCCUGGAGGAUCCCGGGACAAGAUCGAGAAAACCGAAAUGGACACCACAACUAAAGCUGAAGUUUCAACAACGACAAUGGACGAAUCAGUUGAUGAAAAGCAGUUAAUGGAUGCGCAACGUAUUCUACACAAAACUCGAAACUUCCAGUUGACUUUGGUUGAUCAACUGCAUUGGAUGGAAAAUGAAAUGAACGAACGAUUUUCUGAAUUCAGAAAUGAUCUAGAUUUUCAACAUCGAUUAACUAAAUCCAUCACGAAAAAACCUCUAAAAUCAAAUCGUCGUCUGAUAGAAGAUCGAGUCUUUCUUCCGUGCAAUUCACUGCUAACAGAUUUAUUUGAAGUAUCUCAUAUUCGAAGCAUAAGAAAUAUAUUUAUUGCUAUAUUAAUUCUGUUUGUCUUUCAAGUUAUUAUCGACGAUCUCAUCGAAACUGGAAGAAUGAAUUUGAAUUUUGAACUUAUAUUCUGGUGUUUUGGUAAACUUCAUAUUGCUUUAUUCACAUGGCUUGUUAUGCAAUUGUCCACAGCUGUUAUUGUCUAUCUUUGUUUUUACGCUUGGGCAACAAACAGAGUGAAAUAUAUAAAACAAUCCAAUAAGCUUAGAUUGUAUGAUCUUAGCUGGCUUUGUAUUUAUGUGGCUUAUAUAAUUGCUUUUCUUGUUUUUCCCUGUCGUGAAGUAGUUUUAAACGAAUUGCCAGUUGCUUCUUCUUUAGUCGUUCUUCUUGAGCAAUUACGUCAGUUAAUGAAAGCCCAUGCGUUUGUUCGUGAGAAUGUUGCAAAAAUUCUUUCUCAAUGUAAUUUCUGUGUUCAUCCAUCUAACACUAAUGAGUCCGAUUCAACUGAUACACGUUUAGCAUGUAAUAUUACCUGUCCAGAUUUUUCACACUAUCUAUAUUUUCUAUUUGCUCCGACACUUAUUUAUCGUGAUUCGUAUCCGCGUAAUUCAGUUAUACGUUGGGAUUAUGUUUUAAAUAAUUUUGGUCAAGUAUUGGCCGCAAUAGUCUAUGUGUAUUAUGUUGUUGUUCGAUUUUGUGUACCAACAUUUUCCAAUUUGAAUACGUCAGAAAUAACAGUGUCAUUAUUUGCAUCAUGCUUGACUGGUGGAAUUCAACCUCAUUUGGUUCCUACUAUAGAACGUGGAACGUUGUUGUACAUGACUGGCUAUUUACAUAUGUUUAUAGAGAAAUUUACAUUGUAUUUACUUGGUUAUCGACGAAAGUCGUUGGCUGCAUUUUGUGUUGUAUUUUUAAGUGCAAUAUUUCAUGAAUAUGUAAUGAUAUUUGCACUUGGAUUCUUUUAUCCUGUUAUGUUUAUACUCUUUGGUGUUUGCGGAAUUGCAUUAUUGUUUCUCAUGAGCAACAAGAACAAAGGUAAUUUAUGGAACAUUAUGAUGUGGGUAUUUUUGUUAGUUGGUAUUGGAUUUCAAAGUUGUCUCUAUUUUAUGGAAUGGUAUGCACGACGAAAUUGUCCACAUAAUCGCGUUAGUAAUUUUGCAUACCGUUAUAAGGCGUUACCAAAUUCCUAUCGUAUUAUAAUGCAAUAA
Didymodactylos carnosus is the source of this 1545-nucleotide messenger RNA. The record is from the annotation of a GenBank genome assembly. NCBI's taxonomy places the organism in Eukaryota, Metazoa, Rotifera, Eurotatoria, Philodinida, Philodinidae.